GGGGGUUAACUCACUUCGAUAUCAGAGUUUCCUCGGAGCACACGCUCUUAAUUUAGUUCUUCCUUUAACGGUUCGAUCACUGUUAAACGUCACCUUGUACUGAGUGAAUUCAAACUACAAGAAGCAAGAGAUGUUUCAAUCAGUAGUACUAACGGUUAAUCGUAAUGGUCACCAACUGAUGCGCUAUGGGGCCUCGAGAUGUCUCGCCACCGCAACGAAAGCAGCUAAAGUAUCGAGCGAAAAGAUUUCGGAACGGAAACCCUGUCACUCAUUUAUGAUGAACGUUUUUAGUGGACAACUGCAAACGUCUCAGCUCUUCCCUUACCCAGAUGUACUGAAUGAAGAACAAAAGGAGUACACACGUGCCAUCAUCGAUCCUGUGAACCGUUUCUUCGAUGAAGUAAACAACCGUAUCCGAAACGAUGAAACGUCGAACGUUAACGAAGAAACGAUGAACGCCAUUUGGGAACUCGGAGUUAUGGGUUUCGGCAUUCCGGUUGAUCUCGGUGGUUUAGGGCUUACGAACGUUCAGGCUGCUCGGCUUGGUGAUAUCUGUGGAGGAAACGACCUUGCUCUAACAAUUCACAUGGGUGCCCACCAGUCAAUUGGAACCAAAGGAAUCAUUUUGUACGGAACUGAACAGCAGAAAGCGAAAUAUCUCCCACAACUAAGCACUGGGCGUGUUAUUGGUGCAUUUGCAUUGACUGAGCCUUCAGUCGGUUCCGAUGCGGCGUCUGUUAAAACUGCAGCAGUGCUCAGUCCAUGUGGGAAAUACUAUAUCCUAAACGGAUCGAAAUUGUGGUGUUCAGGUGGAGGAAUUGCUGGUAUUUUUACAACAUUUGCUCAAACGGAGGUGGCUGAUCCGGAAACCGGCGAGAAAAAGAACAAAAUGACUGCAUUCAUUGUCGAACGAGGAUUUCAAGGGGUCUCGACAGGGCCACCAGAGAAGAAAAUGGGACUGAAAUGUUCCGUUACGACGGAUGUUUAUUAUGACGAUGUCAAAGUUCCAAUAGAAAAUGUGCUCGGUGAGGUUGGAAAUGGGUUUAAGGUUGCAGUGAACAUUUUGAAUGCUGGACGGUUCGGUUUGUGCGCUAUGUUAACAGGAACGAUGCGCACUUGUAUCGAAAAGGCAGCAGAGCAUGUGGCGACACGCAUUCAGUUUAAACGUAAGCUACACGAAUUUGAGAAUGUACAGGAAAAGCUAGCGAAAAUGGCAAUGCAUCACUACGUCGCUCAGUCGCUAGCAUAUAUGGUGUCGGGAAAUAUGGAUCGAGGAUCCACAGAGUUUCACCUGGAAGCAGCAAUUACCAAGAUAUUUGGUACCGAAGCAGGAUGGUACGUUUGCGAUGAGGCCAUACAGCUGCUAGGAGGAAAUGGAUAUAUGCAAGCUCCCGGAUUAGAGCAAUUUUUGAGAGACAUGCGAGUGUUUAGGAUAUUUGAGGGGGCCAAUGAUGUGUUGAAAAUGUUCAUCGCUCUUACGGGCAUUCAAUUUGCUGGCGCCCGACUCAAAGGUCUACAGAAUGCGAUGAAGAAUCCAUUGUCGAACUUAGGAACGAUGUUCCAAGAGGGUUCAAAACGGUUGCGACGUACUGCUGGUUCAAGUGAGAUCGAUCUAAAUCAGUUUGUUGCAGAUCCCCUUAAAGAUUCUGCCAAACUUUGUGCACAGAGUAUUGACGUUUUCAACCAAACAGUCGAAAUGCUACUGAUAAAACAUGGGAAAUCAAUUGUUGAAAAACAGUUCAUCCUGGCCCGCAUUGCUGAUUCGGCCAUCGACAUCUAUACAAUGGCAUGCGUGUUAUCUAGAGCAACUCGUGCCAUCCACAAGGAGCUUCCAUCGGCAGACCAUGAAUGCCUAAUGACGCAGGUGUGGUGCAGUGAGGCCAGCAACCGCGUGCAGCAGAAUAUCGGACGCAUACACUCCGAUAAAUUCCAUGAUAACAACAAAAAGAUUUCGUUAAUUGCUAAAAAUGUUGUUGCACGUCAAGGUCCAGCGCACACCAAUCCACUGGAAAUCGACUGAUUUUUUUUUAUAUGAAUGAA
Wyeomyia smithii (pitcher-plant mosquito) is the source of this 2040-nucleotide messenger RNA. RefSeq names its product very long-chain specific acyl-CoA dehydrogenase, mitochondrial-like. Lineage: Eukaryota; Metazoa; Arthropoda; Insecta; Diptera; Culicidae. The coding region runs from base 131 to 2020 and encodes 629 amino acids. The record is from RefSeq and is a predicted model, not a curated record. Gene Ontology annotation, molecular function: fatty-acyl-CoA binding; very-long-chain fatty acyl-CoA dehydrogenase activity; flavin adenine dinucleotide binding. The transcript has 5 exons.